Numida meleagris (helmeted guineafowl) is the source of this 1674-nucleotide messenger RNA. RefSeq names its product coagulation factor II thrombin receptor (gene F2R). Gene Ontology annotation, cellular component: membrane. The record is from RefSeq and is a predicted model, not a curated record. The coding region runs from base 268 to 1539 and encodes 423 amino acids. The transcript has 2 exons. Gene Ontology annotation, biological process: blood coagulation; positive regulation of Rho protein signal transduction; phospholipase C-activating G protein-coupled receptor signaling pathway. Lineage: Eukaryota; Metazoa; Chordata; Aves; Galliformes; Numididae. Gene Ontology annotation, molecular function: thrombin-activated receptor activity.
CCCUUUGUUCCGCGCUCCUUCCCGUUACUCGCGGGAUACCGCCGGUACAGCAACCCGAUCCGCCUCCCCGCCCCCAAGCCGUCGCCCCGGCGGCGGACCCGGCGCCGCUCAGCCCUCCCACCGGGGCCCGCCCCGCCUCCGCCCCCGCCCGGCAGGAAGGCGCCCCCGCCUCUCCCAGCAGCGCCGGAGGGGCGGCCCGGUCCCGCCCGGCCCUCACUCGCUUUCCCGUCGCGGCCGGGACGAACGGACCGCAGCGAGCCGGCGGCCAUGGGGCUGCCCGCGGUGCUCUGCGCCCUAGCCGUCCUCAGCUGCUCGCUCUUGCCGCACGCCGCCGUCCGAGCCGACGACAGAUACAAUAGCAGCAGCGCAAGGGGCAGAACUUUUCUGAUACCUGACCGUGGUGAACCUAUACCUAUGGAAGACAUUGAAAGCAGUGCUGAAAAUGACUCUGAGGUUGGAUUAGGAUCCGCCAAUCAGACUAGAUCAUCUCCACAUGAACAACGAACAGUGUCAGUGGAAACAGCGAGAUACCUCACUAGUUCGUGGCUGACCCGUUUUGUUCCUUUGGUUUACACGUUAGUGGUUGUGCUUAGCCUCCCUCUGAACGUUACGGCCAUAUUCGUGUUUCUGAAAAAAAUGAAAAUCGAAAAGCCAGCCGUAGUAUACAUGCUGAAUUUGGCUCUUGCGGAUGUACUGUUUGUAAGUGUGCUCCCUUUCAAGAUUGCUUACCGUUUCUCUGGAAAUAACUGGGUAUUUGGACCUCAGAUGUGCCGCUUCGUCACUGCUGCUUUCUACUGUAACAUGUACUGUUCAAUAAUGCUGAUGACAAGCAUAAGCUUCGAUCGCUUCUUAGCAGUGGUGUACCCCAUGCAGGCUCUUGGCUGGCGUACAUUAACACGUGCCUCAGUGAUUUGUUUCAUCAUAUGGCUUGUAGCAAUAACCGGUGUUGUACCUUUUCUCAUCAGAGAGCAAACUAUGGAAAUACCCAAGUUAAAUAUAACAACCUGCCAUGAUGUGCUAUGGGAAUCUGAACUUCACAGCUAUUACUUACACUUUUUCUCCAUCUUCUCAUCUGUUUUCUUUGUAGUGCCAUUUAUAAUAUCUACCAUCUGUUAUGUGUGUAUCAUUCGAUGUCUGAGUUCUUCUAGUAUUGUUGCAAGACAAAAUAAGAAGACACGUGCCUUGCUCUUGUGUGUGGCUGUUUUUUCAGUUUUUGUCAUUUGUUUUGGGCCAACAAAUGUCCUGCUAUUAAUUCAUUAUAUCUAUUUUUCAUAUGACAACAGUUUAGAGUAUCUCUACUUUGCCUAUCUACUGUGUGUAUGUAUCAGCAGUGUUAGCUGUUGCAUUGAUCCCUUUAUUUACUACUAUGCUUCUUCUCAGUAUCAGAGACAACUGUUUAGUCUCUUGAGUUGUAAAGAGACUUUAGAUCCUAACAGCAGUAACAGCAGUGGCCAAUCAAUGUCUACCACUAGCAGAAGGGGCACGUGCUCUACUAAUGUAAAUAACAGUGUCUACAGCAAAUUACUAGCAAUACAAUGAGAUCACAUGUCUUACACGUGCUUAAUUUGUAUACAGGUUCAGUCAAAUAAGAAGAUAUUAUAUCCAAGAAAUGCAGAAGCUUAUACGAAGUUGUGCAACAUAUAGUUUCAUUAUAGUAAUGUACUAGCCAAAUUA